CAUAAACCCUUUAGCUCUCCUUCCUCAGGAAAGCGUAUGGCUUCGGGAUCACAGCUCAGUUUUUAAGACGGACGCAAGCUGGACGACCUUCUGAUGGGCUUUAAACUUUGAAUUGGAUGUGGACAUUUUUCUCUCAGAUGACAGAAUCACCCCAACUUCCCCUUUGCAGUUGCUUCCUUUCCUUGAAGGUAGCUGUAUCUUGUUUUCUUUAAAAAUCUGUUCCUUCCAUAUUUGCCUGCCAUGCCAACGGUCAUCAGCCCAUCUGUGGCCCCGCAGACAGGGGCCGAGCCCAAGUCCCCAGGGCCAGUUCCCCACCCAGCCCAGGGCAAGACCACUGAGGCUGGGGGCGCCAACCCAAGUGGCAUCUACUCAGCCAUCAUCAGCCGCAAUUUUCCUAUUAUCGGAGUGAAAGAGAAGACAUUUGAGCAGCUUCACAAGAAAUGUCUAGAAAAGAAGGUUCUUUAUGUGGAUCCUGAGUUCCCACCGGAUGAGACCUCUCUCUUUUAUAGCCAGAAGUUCCCCAUCCAGUUCGUCUGGAAGAGACCUCCGGAAAUUUGCGAGAACCCUCGAUUUAUCAUUGGUGGAGCCAAUAGAACUGACAUCUGUCAAGGAGAAUUAGGGGACUGCUGGUUUCUCGCAGCCAUUGCUUGUCUGACCCUCCACGAGCACCUACUUUUCCGAGUCAUACCCCAUGAUCAGAGUUUCAUCGAAAACUAUGCGGGGAUCUUCCACUUCCAGUUCUGGCGCUAUGGAGACUGGGUGGACGUGGUUAUUGACGAUUGUCUGCCAACCUACAACAAUCAACUGGUUUUCACCAAAUCCAACCACCGCAAUGAGUUCUGGAGCGCUCUGCUGGAGAAGGCGUAUGCUAAGCUCCAUGGUUCCUAUGAAGCUCUGAAAGGCGGGAACACUACAGAGGCCAUGGAGGACUUCACAGGAGGGGUGACAGAGUUUUUUGAGAUCAAGGAUGCUCCCAGAGACAUGUACAAGAUCAUGAAGAAAGCCAUCGAGAGAGGCUCCCUCAUGGGCUGCUCCAUUGAUGAUGGCACAAACAUGACCUAUGGAACCUCUCCUUCUGGGCUGAAAAUGGGGGACUUGAUAGCACGGAUGGUGAGGAAUAUGGAUAACUCGCUGCUCAACACCACAGGCUCCGAUGACAGACCGACGCGGACAAUUGUCCCGGUUCAAUAUGAGACAAGAAUGGCCUGUGGGCUAGUCAAAGGACAUGCCUACUCCGUCACUGGGCUGGAGGAGACCCUGUUCAAAGAUGAGAAGGUGAAGUUGGUGCGGCUGCGGAACCCCUGGGGGCAGGUGGAGUGGACCGGCUCCUGGAGUGAUGGUUGGAAGGACUGGAGCUUUGUAGACAAAGAUGAGAAGGACCGUUUGCAGCACCAGGUCGCUGAGGAAGGAGAGUUCUGGAUGUCCUAUGACGAUUUCAUCUACCAUUUCACAAAGCUGGAGAUCUGCAACCUCACAGCCGAUGCCCUGGAGUCCGACAAGCUCCAGACCUGGACCGUGUCCGUGAACGAGGGCCGCUGGGUGAGGGGCUGCUCUGCUGGAGGCUGCCGCAACUUCCCAGACACUUUCUGGACCAACCCUCAGUACCGUCUGAAGCUCCUAGAGGAGGAUGAUGACCCCGAGGACUCACAGGUGAUCUGCAGCUUCCUGGUGGCCCUGAUGCAGAAGAACCGGCGGAAGGACCGGAAGCUGGGGGCCAACCUCUUCACCAUCGGCUUCGCCAUCUACGAGGUUCCCAAAGAGAUGCACGGGAACAAGGAGCACCUGCAGAAGGACUUCUUCCUGUACAACGCCUCCAAGGCCAGGAGCAAAACCUACAUCAACAUGCGGGAGGUGUCCGAGCGCUUCCGCCUGCCUCCCAGCGAGUAUGUCAUUGUGCCCUCCACCUACGAGCCCCACCAGGAGGGAGAGUUCAUCCUCCGCGUCUUCUCCGAAAAGAGGAACCUCUCUGAAGACGUUGAAAAUACAAUCUCCGUGGAUCGGCCAGUGAAAAAGAAAAAACCCAAGCCCAUCAUCUUCGUUUCGGACAGAGCGAACAGCAACAAGGAACUGAGCGUGGACCAGGAAGCAGAUGAGGGCAAAGACAAAACAAGCCCUGAUAAGAAAGAGAAAUCCCCGCAGCCACGGCCUGGCAACACCGACCAGGAAAGUGAAGAGCAGCAGCAGUUCCACAACAUUUUUAAGCAAAUAGCGGGUGAUGACAUGGAGAUCUGUGCAGAUGAGCUCAAGAAUAUCCUUAACAUGGUUGUAAACAAACAUAAGGAACUGAAGACACAGGGGUUCACGCUGGAGUCCUGCCGUAGCAUGAUUGCUCUCAUGGAUACAGAUGGCUCCGGGAGACUGAACCUGCAAGAGUUCCAUCACCUCUGGAAAAAGAUUAAAGCCUGGCAGAAAAUUUUCAAACACUACGACACAGACCAAUCUGGCACCAUCAACAGCUAUGAGAUGCGAAAUGCAGUCAACGAUGCAGGAUUCCACCUCAACAGCCAGCUCUACGACAUCAUUACCAUGCGGUACGCAGACAAAUUCAUGAACAUCGACUUCGACAGUUUCAUCUGCUGCUUCGUCAGGCUGGAGGGCAUGUUCAGAGCUUUUAAUGCAUUUGACAAGGACGGAGACGGUAUCAUCAAACUCAACGUUCUAGAGUGGCUGCAGCUCACCAUGUAUGCCUGAACCAAGCUGGCCUCAGCCAAGGCCAUGCAGGAUCAUUCAGGACUUCAAUUUCACCCAAUACAGC
Messenger RNA from Miniopterus natalensis, 2755 nucleotides. It is a transcript of the gene CAPN3, whose product is annotated as calpain 3. Gene Ontology annotation, cellular component: cytoplasm. NCBI's taxonomy places the organism in Eukaryota, Metazoa, Chordata, Mammalia, Chiroptera, Miniopteridae. Gene Ontology annotation, biological process: negative regulation of apoptotic process; proteolysis. Gene Ontology annotation, molecular function: calcium ion binding; calcium-dependent cysteine-type endopeptidase activity. The record is from RefSeq and is a predicted model, not a curated record.